CGGUGCACACGCGGCCGAAGGGCGGGGACACGGAGGAGGCGGGGACUCGGGCUCUUCGCCGCGCGCGCCCCGCAUUCUGCCCCUCACUCGGUGCUCGCGGUCCCGCUCGCUGCCCGCACGCCUCCGCCCCGCAGACAUGCUCCGGUUGCCCGCAGUCCUCCGCCACGUCCGCCCGGCGUCCGCGCUGGCGCCGCAGCUCACCCGGGCCUACGCCAAGGACGUGAAGUUCGGGGCGGACGCCCGCGCCCUGAUGCUCCAGGGUGUCGAUCUGCUCGCCGACGCGGUGGCCGUCACCAUGGGCCCCAAGGGAAGAACAGUGAUUAUUGAACAGAGUUGGGGAAGCCCAAAAGUAACAAAAGAUGGUGUGACUGUUGCAAAGUCCAUUGACUUAAAAGAUAAAUAUAAAAAUAUCGGCGCCAGACUUGUUCAAGAUGUUGCCAAUAACACAAAUGAAGAGGCUGGUGAUGGUACCACCACCGCUACUGUACUCGCUCGCUCUAUCGCCAAGGAAGGCUUUGAAAAGAUUAGCAGAGGUGCUAAUCCAGUGGAGAUCAGGAGAGGUGUGAUGUUAGCUGUUGAUGCUGUAAUUACUGAACUUAAGAAACAGUCUAAACCUGUGACAACCCCUGAAGAAAUUGCUCAGGUUGCUACAAUUUCUGCAAAUGGAGACAAAGAAAUUGGCAACAUCAUUUCUGAUGCAAUGAAAAAGGUUGGAAGAAAGGGUGUCAUCACAGUAAAGGAUGGAAAGACACUGAAUGAUGAAUUAGAAAUUAUUGAAGGAAUGAAGUUUGAUCGUGGUUAUAUUUCUCCAUAUUUUAUUAAUACAUCGAAAGGUCAGAAAUGUGAGUUCCAAGAUGCAUAUGUUCUGUUAAGUGAAAAGAAAAUUUCCAGUGUUCAGUCCAUUGUACCUGCUCUUGAAAUUGCCAAUGCUCACCGGAAGCCCUUGGUGAUAAUUGCUGAGGAUGUAGAUGGAGAAGCUCUGAGUACACUUGUUCUGAACAGGCUAAAAGUUGGUCUUCAAGUUGUAGCAGUCAAAGCUCCAGGUUUUGGUGACAAUAGAAAGAACCAGCUUAAAGACAUGGCUAUUGCUACUGGUGGUGCAGUAUUUGGAGAAGAAGGACUGACUCUAAAUAUUGAAGAUGUUCAGCCUCAUGACUUAGGAAAAGUUGGAGAGGUCAUUGUAACCAAAGAUGAUGCCAUGCUCUUGAAAGGAAAAGGUGACAAGGCUCAAAUUGAGAAACGUAUUCAAGAAAUCAUUGAGCAGUUAGAUAUCACAACUAGUGAAUAUGAAAAGGAAAAACUGAAUGAACGUCUGGCAAAACUCUCAGAUGGAGUAGCUGUCUUAAAGGUUGGUGGGACAAGCGAUGUUGAAGUAAAUGAAAAGAAAGACAGAGUUACAGAUGCCCUCAAUGCUACACGAGCUGCUGUUGAAGAAGGGAUUGUUCUUGGAGGGGGUUGUGCUCUGCUUCGGUGCAUUCCAGCCUUAGACUCACUGACUCCAGCCAAUGAAGAUCAGAGAAUUGGUAUCGAUAUUAUUAAAAGAACCCUCAAAAUUCCAGCAAUGACCAUUGCUAAGAAUGCAGGUGUUGAAGGAUCAUUGAUAGUUGAGAAAAUUUUGCAGAGUUCCUCAGAAGUUGGUUAUGAUGCAUUGGCUGGAGAUUUUGUAAACAUGGUGGAAAAGGGAAUCAUUGAUCCAACAAAGGUUGUAAGAACUGCUCUCUUGGAUGCUGCUGGAGUGGCCUCUCUGUUGACUACAGCAGAAGUUGUAGUUACAGAAAUUCCUAAAGAAGAAAAGGACCCUGGAAUGGGUGGAAUGGGUGGAAUGGGUGGAAUGGGAGGUGGUAUGGGAGGUGGCAUGUUCUAAUUCUUAGAAUAGUGCUCUACCAUUAUUAAUGAACUGUGAGAGGGAACUCAGUAGUGUUCCUCAUCAAUAACUUCAGAGAAGUCAGUUGAAGGAAAUAACUGAAAAAAAAAAAAGGCUGGCUGAUGCUUAGGAAAAUCACUAUAAUCAUCAGUUACUGGUUUUAGUUGACAACAUAUAAUGGUUUACUGCUGUCAUUGUCUAUGCCUACAGAUAAUUUAUUUUGUAUUUUUGAAUAAAAAAGACAUUUGUACAUUCCCGAUGACUGAGUGCAAGAGCCAUAUAGCAAUAUACUGCUUUCAACUUAAAUCACUGAGGCAUUUUUACUACUAUUCUGUUAAAAUCAGGAUUUUAGUGCUUGCCAUCAUCAGAUGAGAAGCAGCAGCCUUUAUGUGGAGACUAAGAAUAAUGAUGUACAAAGUAGAGAACUAUCCAAUUAUGUGACAACUUUUGUGUAAUAAAAUUUUUUGUUUAAAGUUAA
This is a messenger RNA of Erinaceus europaeus (western European hedgehog), 2342 nucleotides long. RefSeq names its product heat shock protein family D (Hsp60) member 1 (gene HSPD1). Bases 137 to 1864 code for a protein of 575 amino acids. NCBI's taxonomy places the organism in Eukaryota, Metazoa, Chordata, Mammalia, Eulipotyphla, Erinaceidae. The transcript is spliced from 12 exons. Gene Ontology annotation, molecular function: protein-folding chaperone binding; ATP binding; ATP-dependent protein folding chaperone. Gene Ontology annotation, biological process: T cell activation; positive regulation of T cell activation; positive regulation of interleukin-6 production. The record is from RefSeq and is a predicted model, not a curated record. Gene Ontology annotation, cellular component: mitochondrial inner membrane; mitochondrial matrix.